AUGCCGACGGCGGAAGUGGAAGCAGUGCCGUCCACCCGGCUGGGCGGCUCCUGUCGCAAAGCGUCCGCGCUCCGCGCUGUCAACGUGGGUACCUUACUCCGCAUCUGCCGCGCGCUACCCGCCACCACGGCCGCCGCCGCGUCCUCCGGGUGUGCGGGGGCCGACGGCCGAGUCCAGCUGUUGCAGGCUGUGGACACGGAGCACACCGUGGACUCGGUGGAGUGGUGCCCGCUGGCCGGCUGCAGGCACUUGCUGGCGUGCGGCACCUACCAGCUGUGGAAGCCGGAGGACCGGCCCGCCGACGGGGAGUGCCAGAGUGAACUGGAUGUUGACGAGCCUCCAAUUCGUUUGGGUCGUCUCUACCUGUAUAGUUGCAAUGGGGACAGGUCUCCUUGCCCCCUGGUUGAGGUCCAAAGAAGAGAUACUUCUGCGAUCCUGGACAUGAAAUGGUGUCACGUUCCAGUGGCUGGCCAUCCCCUCUUGGGUGUGGCAGAUGCUUCUGGGUCCAUAGAGCUCCUCCGCUUGGUGCCAUCUGAGGACACUUGGACACUACAGCCCUGCUCCCGCUUGGCCCUGGAAAAGCAGUGUCUGGCCUUGUCCUUGGACUGGUCCACUGGGAAAGCUGGAAGGGCCAGUGACCAGCCCUUGAAAAUCAUUAGCAGUGACUCCAAAGGGCAGCUCCACCUCCUGAAGAUCGGCGAGGCGGGGCCCGGAUUGCAGGCCGUGGUCACGUGGCGGGCCCAUCAGUUCGAGGCCUGGGUUGCUGCUUUCAAUUACUGGCAGACGGAAGUCGUGUACUCAGGUGGGGACGAUGGCCUCCUGAAGGGCUGGGACACCAGGACGCCCGACACUGCCGCCUUCAGCAGCCGCAGACACUCCAUGGGCGUGUGCAGCAUCCAGAGCAGCCCCCACCAUGAGCACGUCUUGGCCACGGGAAGCUAUGACGAGCAUGUUCUCCUCUGGGACACGCGGAGCCUGCGGCGGCCGCUGGCGGACGUUCCCGUGCAGGGCGGGGUGUGGAGGCUCAAGUGGCACCCGUUCCAGCGCGACCUGCUCCUGGCGGCCUGCAUGCACGGCGGCUUUACGAUCAUCGACUACCAGAUGGCGGCAGCAGCACAGCUUGCUCUCUGCCGCCCUGGCUCCCGGCAAGGCUGGACUCGUGGGCCUGAGCUCGUGCAGCGCUGCUGGUGCCGCACCUCAAGCAAACCUGCGCGUUUCGAGGAAGAACAGGAAGCCGUCUCUCUGUCCUACCCCUUGCCCAACUCGCUGGUGUAUGGAAUCGACUGGUCCUGGCUCUACUUCUGCCGUCUGCCGCAGACCCAGCCGUCCUUCCCUGGCAGUGACCCAGAAGCCAGAACAGCAGACCAGGACCCUACCCUGAAGGUUGCAGACCCGUCACCAGCACCCUCUUCAGAGUGUUUAGCUGACAGUGAUGGAGUGGGUGGCACCACACCCCAGAACGGAAGCAAGCUAGAGGCUCCUCUGCAGCCAUCUGCAGAGGACAAGGAUGGCCGGCUGCCUACUACAGGGAUCAAGAUCUGUGACUGCGACCAGGAUCUGGAGGCAGCAGACUUUAACAUCAACCUUCUGGCCACUUGCUCUUUUUAUAAUCACGUUCUUCACCUCUGGAAGUGGGAGAACAUCUGAGCUGGGGAAGACCUUGCUUGGUUUGACAUAUUAAAGACAAUUUCCACAAAUAAAA
Messenger RNA from Bubalus bubalis (water buffalo), 1702 nucleotides. RefSeq names its product diphthamide biosynthesis 7 (gene DPH7). Lineage: Eukaryota; Metazoa; Chordata; Mammalia; Artiodactyla; Bovidae. The transcript has 11 exons. Gene Ontology annotation, molecular function: protein binding. Bases 1 to 1647 code for a protein of 548 amino acids. The record is from RefSeq and is a predicted model, not a curated record.